Messenger RNA from Argiope bruennichi, 539 nucleotides. RefSeq lists its product as uncharacterized. The record is from RefSeq and is a predicted model, not a curated record. NCBI's taxonomy places the organism in Eukaryota, Metazoa, Arthropoda, Arachnida, Araneae, Araneidae. The transcript is spliced from 6 exons. Bases 53 to 397 code for a protein of 114 amino acids.
GAUUUAUAAAGGCCUCUUCUGAAUUCAGUUCUUCCACGUCUAAAAAAGAGUCAUGAAGACCUCAAAGCAUUUGUUGAUCUCCUUCGUAUUUGCAUUUUUCCAAAUAGGGUUAUCUCUUGGCAAUAAUAUGGAGGAAUGCUGCGCACACGAAAUGUGCAGGACGGCAAAUGGUAUUGCCCGUACCGCUUACUGUUUUAAGCUCUCAUCUCAAAAGGAUAUUGACAUUUACAUGGAAUUGUUUCAACAUGUUUAUCCCAAUGCAACCACCAUUGAAGAUGUGAUUGUAAGCAUAUGCAAAGAUAUAAAGAAAGGAAAAGAAGCUUUUUACUACUACUAUUACGAAAAGGAGAAAAUGAAUGUAAGUACAAGAUUGUUUAUACACCUGAAGAAUCCAUGAAAAUCGUGGAUUGCAGGGCAUGUUUGACGCUCAUGAUAACAGAAUGUCAGUUAAAAAAGGCAAUGGGAUUUUUUUCGUUUAAGGGAUGAAGAUGUCAAGCAAAAAACAACUAGUACUUUGAAUAGUUUUAUGAAUAAAAUAA